Pangasianodon hypophthalmus (striped catfish) is the source of this 622-nucleotide messenger RNA. It is a transcript of the gene rbp2a, whose product is annotated as retinol binding protein 2a, cellular. Gene Ontology annotation, molecular function: fatty acid binding. NCBI's taxonomy places the organism in Eukaryota, Metazoa, Chordata, Actinopteri, Siluriformes, Pangasiidae. Gene Ontology annotation, biological process: fatty acid transport. Gene Ontology annotation, cellular component: nucleus; cytosol. The record is from RefSeq and is a predicted model, not a curated record. The transcript is spliced from 4 exons. The coding region runs from base 25 to 495 and encodes 156 amino acids.
UAUAAAAGAGCCAGCCUUGGAUCUAUGCAGACUUGGAUCCUUUCUGACCCCGCUUACCCAUCACACAGCCUGACUCACUACACCACAAUGCCUGCCGACUAUAACGGGAGAUGGGAGAUGGUGAGCAAUGAGAAAUUUGAUGAUGUCAUGAAGGCUAUGGACAUUGACUUUGCCACACGCAAGAUCGCCGCACACCUCACACAAACAAAGGUUAUUGUGCAAAAUGGAGAUAAAUUUGAGACCAAAACUCUCAGCACAUUCAGAAAUUACGAAGUGAACUUCACUGUUGGAGAGGAGUUUGAGGAGCACACUAAGGGCCUGGACAACAGAGUGGUCAAGACACUCGUCACCUGGGAUGGAGAUAAGCUUGUGUGUGUGCAAAAAGGGGAGAAGAACAAUCGAGGCUGGAAGCACUGGAUCGAGGGAGACCUGCUACAUCUGGAGAUCACCUGUGAGGACAAAGUCUGCCAUCAGGUCUUUAAGAAGAAGGAGUAGGACUCUGAAGAUGUAGCAGCUCUCCUGUGUGUCACCUUUUAACGCUCAUGUGUGUGCAUUUAAUGUUGCUGUACAUAUGUACUUAUGCAAUGUGAUUCUAUUAAAGGAGUUUUACACAGUCUUUUAA